UAGGUCAGAGUAAAGUGAACACAACAAAUCACAAAUGAAAAGAGCAGAAGGAGAAAGGGUGCUGUUGGAGGAGUUCUCAGCUGGGUAUUACGGUCUCUGUACCGCUGGAGGAAUGCUCAGCGCUGGCAUUACUCAUCUCGCCAUUACUCCUCUCGAUGUCUUGAAGGUUAACAUGCAGGUGAACCCUCUCAAAUACCAUGGCAUUUCAUCGGGGCUUAUAACUAUAUGGAGAGAGGAAGGUCAUUCUGCUCUUUGGAGAGGCUGGUCAGGGAAACUAUUCGGAUAUGGAGUUCAAGGAGGAUUUAAGUUUGGUCUUUAUGAAUACUUUAAAAGAUUCUAUACUGAAUUGUUGGUUGAUCAACAAAGGAGUGUUAUAUUCUUCCUCAGCAGUGCAUCAGCUCAAAUAUUUGCUGAUGUGGCGCUCUGUCCCUUUGAAGCUGUCAAAGUUCAGGUCCAGACUCAGCCUCAUUUUGCCAGGGGAUUAACUGAUGGAUUUCGCAAGAUGUACAUGAAUGAAGGCCUUUCAGGCUUUUACAAGGGACUCUUUCCACUUUGGGGGCGUAAUCUUCCAUUUUCUAUGAUCAUGUUUUCGACAUUUGAGCACUCGGUAGAUCUGAUGUAUCGGAAGGUCAUACAGAAACGGAAGGAAGAUUGCUCAAGAGCCCAGCAACUUGGUGUGACAUGCUUAUCAGGCUAUGCUGCUGGAUCUGUUGGUACUGUAAUAUCUAAUCCCGCAGACAAUAUUGUAUCAUCUCUUUACAACAAAAAGGCUGAGACAAUAAGACAGGCUAUAAAGGAGAUUGGAUUUUUUAAUUUGUUUACCAGAAGUCUUCCUGUUCGACUCACACUUGUGGGGCCUGUUGUGACUCUGCAAUGGUUUCUCUAUGAUACAAUUAAAGUGUUAACUGGACUGCCGACAAGUGGGGGGCUUGCUCGACAUCAGAAGGAUCUGAACUUACUCCGACAAUAAACAACAGCUCCCUUAAGUCUUGUUUUGAAGAAACAUCAAUUUCAGUCAUUGUGAACUGUGGCCUCAAUCACCUUCCUCGGCGUGAUCAGUAGUCUCAGUUAGGUCUCCUUGUUUUAUGAUCUACUUAUCUGCAGUUCAUCUCCAUGGAACUUAUUUCCAUUUGUGAGGCAAUCUGAUCCCGUCUGGUGUGACUUGUGAAUGAAGCAAUAUUACUUACAAGAGAAAAUAGAAGAGGAUGACUUUGCAACUCCCACAUCAUCUUGUAC
Molecule: messenger RNA, 1236 nt
Organism: Lycium ferocissimum
Lineage: Eukaryota; Viridiplantae; Streptophyta; Magnoliopsida; Solanales; Solanaceae
Product: mitochondrial phosphate carrier protein 1, mitochondrial
Exons: 6
Coding region: 35-970 (311 amino acids)
Biological process (GO): mitochondrial phosphate ion transmembrane transport
Cellular component (GO): mitochondrial inner membrane
Molecular function (GO): phosphate transmembrane transporter activity
Source: RefSeq, a predicted model, not a curated record